UUAUGAAAGUGCUUUUGAACUUUGAAUAUACUUUUUACGAAUAGAAAUAGGACUGCCAUAAUAAUGUUUUUGGGCUGGCAAAAAAUACAUCUCCAAAAAAGUUCGAACGCAAAUCCAAUAGGUGGCAGCAGAACUCCUAUUUUUGACGGCAUGUCAUUCAUCACAGUGUUGCUGCACCUCCACAAAAGUAGCCACUAAAUAAUUGAACUGUUGUGCUCGUGGAAAAAGAGCGAUUGUAAGUGGGUAUCCCUCUGAAGUUUUGCAAUACACAUUGCCAGCUUAAUAGGGAGGUUAUGACACAUUGUCCAUCUGUGUCCCAAAGUGACAGGAGCCAUGAAGCUUCGGCUGCACUUUGUGAUGGACCCCAUGGGCUGGUUCUGCAUCAGUAUGGUUUUCGCCAUCUGGCUCUACAACUCCUUCUUCGUCCCCAAAUUGGUGCUACUGCCCCAUUUCUAUGAGGGGAAUAUCCCUUGGGCCUUGGUUGUCAGUUACUACUUUGCAUCAGCCCUCUGUUUGGCUGCGCUUUUUAGAGCUUCUACAGCCGAUCCUGGCCGACUCCCACCCGAUCCCCAAAUCCCUCACUCAGAGCGAGAGCAGUGGGAAAUGUGUACCAAGUGCAACACGAGGAGACCAAAAAGGUCCCACCACUGCAGUCGUUGUGGCCAUUGUGUACGUAGAAUGGACCACCACUGUCCAUGGAUCAAUAAUUGUGUAGGGGAGGACAACCACUGGCUCUUCUUGCAACUCUGUUUUUACACACAGGUCCUCAGUUUGUUCACCCUGGCUCUAGACUUCUGCCAGUUCUAUUACUUCCAGCCCUUGACCACAUUGGACCAGGAGGCAUUCAUGGCACGUCAUGAGCUCGCCCUGAUACGAGUGUCUGCGAUCAUGGGUCUGGUGAUGAUCGGAGGCAUGAGCAGCCUCUUCUAUACUCAGAUGGCUGGCAUCCUGACAGACACCACCACCAUUGAGAAAAUGUCUCACUUCUCAAAUGAAAUAGUCGGGUCUGGUGGUGGGUCAAAGAAAUCCUGGCAGUGGACUCUGGCCGAGGUGUUUGGCACUACCUGGAAAAUCCUGUGGUUCAUCCCGUUGAGGAGCAGGCAACCACUGACCUUUCCCCACCACUUCCGCAGUCACGUGUAGAUAAGUGGAGCUCUGUCCCACUUCAGUCCAGACGGCAGGCUGCCAUCUCCGACAGAGAAUACACUAUGCACACUCAGCACCCCCCACCUGCCUUCACCUCCAUGUUUUGUGCCAUCUAAGCUGAUUAGUAGUAUUGGUUGGCCAGUGGAUACCUUUUCGUCUUUUCCUAUAGGAAUCACAUUGAAAGUGCUUGAAAUGAGUCAUAAACUCCUCGACAGUUGAAAGACAUUUGACCAAGUGCAACCUAAUGCCCUCCCUUAUACUUACUAGGGGCUCCAUUGUGCUCUGUUGUCACAUUGAGGGAACCACUUUAAGGGGACAUUUAUUUUUAAAGGGAACUUUGACAGAAGGGAAAUCAAUAAGAACUACAAGUUGAUUGUAGUGCCAUGUAGACCUUCAAACGCCACUAAAUGCUAACUCUAACUCAAUAGCCAAUAGACAGCCAAUUAAAAAAUAUGUAUAAUUUGUGUCGCCUUCUUGGGACUCAUGGUCCAUUCAUGUGUCAUAAAUCAACAGUGUUUCUGCUGUUGUCUGGUGGGCUGUGGCCUGUUGUUUUCAAGAUAACAAAAUUACAUUUUUAGUCUGUCUCCCAAGUGGUUUGUAUACUUGCCUUUUUACAGAAGGCUAUACAAGUAAUUAUUUUGGUUAGAAGUUGAUAUCAAGUGGUGGACAUAUUGGUUUGUGGAUUGCUAUAAGAAAGAGUAGUUCCAUGAUUGAGCUGCAUUCCAUAAUGAUAUUGUAAAAGUGUUCCUUUGCUUGACUUUUUUACCCAUAUUUUUUAAAGAAUGUGUUAUGAUGCUCCUACCAAAAAGAAGUGCCACUAGUAACACCUGAUUUGAACAAUGUUAUAAUGCCUAGUACAGAAGGCAAACUUAAAGUUGCCAUGAAACUUUAUUAUGUGUCGCAUCUUUGAUAGUUGCUCCAUAAACCUUUUUAUGAAGGGUUUGAAGGAGAAUUUACUCACCUGGCUAAAUAAAGUUAUAAUAUGGUUCUACUAUGGUUCUACUAUUAAUAUAUUAUGCACUGAAGUUGCAUUUUUGCCCCCCCCCCCCCCAUUUUAUAAUUGGAAUGUGAUACAAAACGAGAGAACGGUGGGUUUUAGGACCGUGCGAUGCCUCCAAGCAGUCGGGUUGGUUGUUUGGAGUGUUUAUCAGACUUGAUUAAAAAAAAUAUUAUAAUAAUGCCCUCCCCCCACGUCUAAAACCCAACGUUGUGCCCACGCCACAGAUAUAUGGUAGAGACCGGCAAUGAAGGAGACCUUUGCUUGCAACAUGACUGUCUGUCAUGCAUAAUUUUGCCAUAAACUAGCAUGACGCCUAAUAAUAUCUAUAAUGUCAGCCUUAUGACCAUGUUACGCAGGCCUUAUGACUGUUACGCAGGCCUUAUGAUAGUAUUAUGCAGGCCUUAUGACAGGGUUCAAGUAAAGCGUUACCCAACUAUCUUACUGUCAAAGUUGGUAGUUGAAUUUCUUAGCCGUCGCAACUCAGUUGCACUGUUUGUUUCUGUAGUUCAGUUGGUAGAGCAUGGCACUUGCAAUGCCAGGAUAGUGGGUACAAUUCCCGGGACACCCGUACGUAAAAUGUAUGCACACAUAGUCGCAUUACCAUCAAUUAGACAAACAUCACAGAGUCUUUGUUCAUCCAUUUUAAAAACACUUUUGCUUGUUGCUUUUUCAAACCUCCACACUGCCUAAAGCCAAAUGAUUUAACCUUACCAAUGACCACAGACUAAGACUAAAAAUGUCACAAUGUCACAGUGAACUGUAUCAAGAUUCAUUUCAGGGUAUAGCAAAUAGUUGUAUUUAUGUUUAUUUGCUGUUGUACACUUGGUUGUAACAUUGUUCAUAAAUCCUCCUCCUACUUCUAAAUAUGCACUGAUAUACUGUACCUCUGUGUAUUUCUUUGUACACAUUCCACCUUAUUUUUCUACUCAAGUUUUAUUUUGUUUUUAUGUACAUGUUUUAAUGACUGUUGAGUCGAUUACUUUUGAUAAUUUGAAUGUAUGAUACUAACUUUGACUUUUCUGUACCUAGUGUGACUUAAUUAACCCUAUCAGUCCCGAGAACCCAACAAAAAUUUGAUUUAAAUGUAUCUGCAUGUACAGCCCUUAUGUUAUCAGGGCUACAAGUAGAACACAAAACAAUUUGACAUAAAUAGUUGCAUUCAUGAGUUUUAUUGACAAUUGCCAAAAACCAACAAAAAAAGUCAGCCAAAGCAAAAAGCUGAUAAAAAUGAAUUCAUAUGAACGCUGUUAAGUGCAGAAAUUGUUUGCUCACUGGGAAAUUAAUAUCCAACUCGUCAGUGACAACUCUUUGGAGUUUGAUAGCAACUAUGAGCUUGUUACAGUAGUAUAGACACUAUGUCCUGGUAUUUCCUAUGAUCUUCUAUGUAGAAGAACCCCUUAGCUUUUAACGACUUGUGUAGCAUGUGGGCAACACAGAGCAGAAUAUUUUACACGUGCGUGUUCGUAAAAGUUUCGGCUUUUCACAUGCAGCUUUCAAUAGUUUUUAUAGCUCACACCAUUUGGACUCAUUUUUGCAAAAAGAACCGGUGCGAGCCCCCUCAGGAUCCGCCCUUGUCUCAUAACACAGCUCUAGUCAGCCCCUGUUAAUCACACAGACUAAUGGGGUCUACGGAUGCAGAAGAAAUAGAUUAAUCCAAUGGUGAAACCCAGAAGUCUGUAGCUCAAACACACUAUGUUUAAAAGGGUCUAGAAGUCCAAAACGCUCCAGCAUUACGGUGAGACUCAUUAGGUUAAUGGAGUCUCAGAACACUCUUUAUGUUAGUAUCUUAUUGUUUUCAUGUUAAUUGUGAGUACAGCUGCUGUCAAUUGUCUGUCAUAUUUGUCUUUUCCUUGAUUGUUCGUAAAUGGUAGUGGACACUGAAUACUUUAUUUUUUAUAACAAUAUUGUCUUUAAUUUUAAUUUCCUGGUUGGUAUUGUGUUGAUUUGUAUGUUGAUUUGUAUACUUCAUACUUUCUUCAUCAUAUAGGAUGCAUCAUAUAUAGUAUAAGGGGAAUGUUAAUGUUGCAUUAAUGCAAAGUACAUGUUUUUUGUUUACACUUGAAGUAUCUGUCAAUGCAUCGCCCAUCACCAGUAGGAGUUCUACCAACAACUGUCUUGAACCAUAUAUGUAUUUAAAAAAAAUCUUUGUUAACACUACAUCAACCGUUGCUUACAGAAUCACCAACCUACUUUGGCGUCUAACAAGGACCUUUUGUGAGGAUCUGUAUCCUCACUAUGUCCCUCAAGGCUCAGUGCUGAGUCCCCUGCUGUUCUCCAUGUACAGUGCCUUCAGAAAGUAUCACACCCCUUGACUUUUUCCACAUUUUGUCGUGUUACAAAGUGGGAUUCAAAUUUACUUAAUUGUCUUCUUUUUUUGUGUCAACGAUCUACACAAAAUACUCUGUCAAAGUGGGGGAGAAAUUAUACCAUUUGUUAAAAAUAAAAAGAUAUAUAAUAGAAAAUAAUAAUAAAAACGUAAUAUUUUGCUUAGAUAAGUAUUCAACCCCCUGAGUCAAUACAUGUUAGAAUCAGCUUUGGCAGUGAUUAGAGCUGUGAGUCUUUCUGGGUAAGUCUCUUAGAGCUUUCCACACCUUGAUUCUGCAACAUUUGCCCAUUUGAUUAUUUUCUGAAUUCUUUAAGCUCUGUCAAAUUAGUUAUUGAUCAUUGCUUGACAACCAUUUUCAGUUCUUGCCAUAUAUUUUCCUGCAGAUAUAAGUCAAAACUGUAACUCAGCCACUCAGGAACAUUCACUGUUUUCUUGGUAAGCAACUCCAGAGUAGAUUUGGGCUUGUGUUUUAGAUUAUUGUCCUGCAAAAAGGUGAAUUAAUCUCACAGUGUCUGGUGGAAAGCAGACUGAACCAGGUUUUCCUCUAGGAUUUUGCCUGUGCUUAGCUCCAUCCCAUUUAUUUUUUAUAUUUAAAAUCUCCCCACUCCUUAACCAUUACAAGCAUACCCAUAACAUGAUGCAGUCACCUUUAUGCUUGAACAUAUGGAUACUGGUUCUCAGUAGUGCGUUGUAUUGGAUUUGCCCCAAACAUAACACUUUGUAUUCAGGAUAAGAAGUGAAUUGCUUUGCCAAAUGUUUUGCACUGUUACUUCAGUGCCUUGUUAAAACAUGAUGCAUGUUUUGGAAUAUGUUUUAUUCUGAGCAGGCUUCCUUCUUUUCACUCUGUCAAUUAGGUUAGUAUUGUGGAGUGACUACAAUGUUGUUGAUCCAUCCUCAUUUUUCUCCCAUCAUAGCCAUUAAACUCUGUAACUGUUUUAAAGUCACCAUUGGCCUCUUGGUGAAAUCCCUGAGCGGUUUCUUUAAUCUCCGGCAACUGAGUUAGGAAGGACGCCUGUAUCUUUGUAGUGACUGGGUGUAUUGAUACACCAUCUAAAGUGUAAUUAAUAACUUCAUCAUGCUCAAUGUCUGUAUAAUUAUAUAUUUUUUUACCCAUCUACCAAGACGUGCCCUUUGUGAGGCAUUGGAAAACCUCCCUGGUCUUUGUGGUUUUAAUUCUGUGUUUGAAAUUUACUUGCUCGUCGAAGGGAAUUUACAGAUAGGACCUUACAUAUAAUUAUAUGUGUGGGCUACAGAGAUGAGGUAGUCAAUGAAAAAAAAUAAUAAUAAAAUAAUAAAAUAAAAUAAUAAUAAUAACCACUUAUUACACACAAUGAGUCCAUGCGUCCCUUGUUAAGCACAUUUUUACUCCUGAAUGUAUGUAGGCUUGCCAUAACAAAGGGGUUGAAUACUUAUUGACUGAAGACAUUUAAGCUUUUUUAUUUUUUAUUAAUUUGUAAACAUUUCAAGAAACAGAAUUCCACUUUGACAUUAUUGGGUGUAGUGUGUAGGCCAGUGACACAAAAUCUAAAUGUAAUCCAUUUUAAAACCAGUCUGUAACAGAACAAAAUGUGGGAAAAGUAGGGGUGUGAAUACUUUCUGAAGUCACUGUGGGGGCCAAUUCUGACCCGACCCUCCCCUAACUUAAUCACUUGUGAUGGUGUGUUGUCUUCUAGCACUAUGUCAUGUAAUGUACCAGGACUGCUGUAAUCAUUGGCCUUCCUACUACUGCACUCCAUUAUGUGCCUUGAUGUUGGGAUUUUGCACUUUUUAUUUUAGUAAGGAAAUUGGCAUUUACAUUUGCCAUUGACAUGGAUCUACUUACAAUGUUUUAUUUUUGUUUAACCUUAUUAGAAUCAACUUUUAAUAACUUGCUCUAGAUAAGAGUACCUCUUGCUUAAUGACUAAAAUGUAGGAAAAACUAGGAAGGAGAGUCCACGUUAAGUCUGUUGUAGUUUUAAAUCUCAUUUAAUUGGCCUAGAUGAGUCACGCAGGUUCAAAGAUAAACUUUCUUAUGUUCUUCUUGCUCUUAUAUUUAAAAAGAAAGCUGUAAUAUCUCACGGUUAGAGAUUUCAGCUUGAAGGACCAACGUUGUACCGACUCGUACGUUUUGCUAUUUGAUUCUCAUUAGGCCCUUUUUUGCGGCAACCACUUUUCUUUCUCUGUGUAAUUAGGGAGAAUGCAUGUGUUGUGCAUAUGGCAUUUAUAUAUUCUUAACUGUUGGGUAAUGAAUUGGACUCUAACCGGACAUCAAAACAGACUUGGGGAUGGAUUAGAAUUUAUAGAGUCUUGAAGCUUAAUAAACUUUUGUCCCCAGGAGGUUGCAAUAAGACAGUUAAAUUCAAUUCCAUCUCAAUUACUCUACUCAAUGCUGAUGUCUCCAUACGAAACAUAAUAUACAUAUAUAUAUUUAAAGGAAAUGUCUCUAAGAUGUUGAUGGGCCACCUAUACGCCAUUAUAGUUUAUUGCACUCAUAAUACAUUUACUUAACAAAAAUAUAAAUGCAACAAUUUCAACGAUUUUACUGAGUUACAGUUCAUAUAAGGAAAUCAGUCAAUUGAAGUUAAUUAAUUAGGCCCUAAUCUAUGGAUUUCACAUGACUGGGCCAGGGUGCAGCCAAGGGUAAGCCUGGGAGGGUAUAGGGCCACCCACUAGGGAGCCAGGCCCAGCCAAUCAGAAUUAGUUUUCCCCACAAAAGGGCUUUUUACAGACAGAAAUACUCCUCAGUUUCAUCAGCUGUCCAGUUGACUGGUCUCAGACAAUCCCGCAGGUGAAUAAGCCGGAUGUGGAGAUACAGGGCUCGCGUGGUUACACAUGAUCUGCGGUUGUGAGGCCGGUUGGACGUACUGCCAAAUUCUUUAGAGAAAUUAACAUUCAGUUCUUUGGCAACAUUCCCGCAGUCAGCAUACCAAUUGUUUUGUGACAAAACUGCACAUUUUAGAGUGGCCUUUUAUUAUUACAUUUUUUUUUAUUGUUCGGUUCAUAUAUCUUUUGGGAACAUGUGAGGAGAGAAAUAAUGUGAAGUUAAUGUACAAAUGUUGAAUAUGAAUUUAUCUGGGUUAUAAUAUAUACAUUUUAUUUGACCAUAUGUUUUAAUCAUGGGGAAUAUAAAUGCUGCCAAGAGUUAUUAUCUUGUAUUAAAUAAAUGGUGUAACAAAGUC
This is a messenger RNA of Oncorhynchus masou masou (cherry salmon), 7630 nucleotides long. Its product is annotated as palmitoyltransferase ZDHHC21-like. Bases 334 to 1143 code for a protein of 269 amino acids. The record is from RefSeq and is a predicted model, not a curated record. Gene Ontology annotation, molecular function: palmitoyltransferase activity. The transcript is spliced from 8 exons. Lineage: Eukaryota; Metazoa; Chordata; Actinopteri; Salmoniformes; Salmonidae.